ACAGGCAGAGACCUUUACGCAGGUUCUGAUGCUGAUAAUAAACCAUGAGCUCCUGCUGUGUAUUAUGACAGCUCAGUAAUUACAUCUGUUUAUCAGAUGUGAACAAGGGUUUAAAUAGAGUGGACUUCAAGCAAGGCAAGCACAGGCUGUAACCUCAUCCCUGGCAUUGGGACUCCUCAUUCCUGCUCCUCAAUCUCUCUUCUUUAGCUCUCAAUUCUCCCCUCACUCCUGCAUCCUCAGUAUCUCAGGAAUAAGAAGGAAAGUCCACGUCAUGCUGAGGUUUUGGUUUACUCUGACCCUCUGGCUGGUCAUCUCACAGUUUCAACUGGAGGCUGAUGCUCGUAAACCUGUUCUUGGACUGAAACUGUGUGGGAGAGAGUUUAUCCGGGCUGUCAUUUUCACCUGUGGAGGCUCCAGAUGGAAAAGGACAGGAAUAAAGACAGCAGAUACCUCUGGGAACUCCGGCUACUUGGAGAAGAUGAUGAAAGACACCAAUUUCAAUGGCUGGGCUCUUUCAGAGGAUGUCACCAUCUCUGAACCAGAGAGUUGGAGAGUGCUGGUGGGACUGGGGGGAGAGAGCCGAAGUCGGAGAAGCAUUUCUGAUGAUGUACUGGAGACUUUGAGGAGCACCGUUAGGAAGGGGAGGGAUGUGGUGGUAGGCCUGUCCAGUGCUUGUUGUAAAUGGGGUUGCACCAAGAGUGAGAUCAGCUCACUCUGUUAGAGUACACCUCGGCAUCAUCACCAACCUUCUGUUCACCUCGACGUACAACAGGAACCUGAAGACUGGGUCGAAAUGUGCAAAUAGUUCUCCUGCCAAGAUCUUAGCCCUCACAAAUCUCGAAAGCACAGCAUAAAUAUCUGUGCAUGAUACAAGCACAGUGAUCAAAAUAAAGACCAGCAAUUUGCAGGAAGCGGAUGUUUUGCGAGACAGACAUUUAUUGAAAUGUUUAAUGCUUUGACUCUAGAUUAGCUUUUUUUAUUAAUUUGCCAUCAAACAUUCAUUGUUUUUAUUUAAGGUUUCAGUCAUAAUCUUAAUAUGUUCACAUCGUGUUUGUACAGUCUGCGUUUCAUAAAAAAAAGCUACAGCAUCACUACAA
Chiloscyllium plagiosum (whitespotted bambooshark) is the source of this 1097-nucleotide messenger RNA. RefSeq names its product relaxin-3-like. Gene Ontology annotation, molecular function: G protein-coupled receptor binding; hormone activity. Lineage: Eukaryota; Metazoa; Chordata; Chondrichthyes; Orectolobiformes; Hemiscylliidae. The record is from RefSeq and is a predicted model, not a curated record. Gene Ontology annotation, cellular component: extracellular region.